UCCACUCAAACGGAACCUGGUUUUCAAAACCCACGGGUUCGGUGUUUUUUUUUUUUUCAUCUCAUUUAUUUCAUAACCAGAGAACCUCAUUGUCGCUUCCCUUCUUCAAGGUUGUCCAAUUAGGGUUCAACGUGGUUUGAUCGUCGGUUUUUUGCAUCAUCAUGGGUAGUUCGGAACCCAGUACCGAAGAAUUUUUUCAAGAGAAGAAGCGCGUCAGGAACCCUUUUGUGCCCGUUGGUGCGCUUAUCACUGCUGGUGUGCUAACGGCUGGCUUAAUCAGUUUUAGACAAGGUAAUUCUCACUUAGGUCAGAAGUUAAUGAGGGCUCGUGUGGUUGUCCAAGGUGCAACGGUGGCGCUCAUGGUUGGCACUGCCUAUUAUUAUGGAGAAAAUCCUUGGCGAUCGAGUUAAACUUUGAAUGGCCAAAAAAGAAAAGUUCUAACUUUGGAAUUGCUUGGUUUCUUGUUGGUUUGAGUUUAUCCUUUCCAACAUCUUACUUUUGAAACUUCUUACAAUGCAUAACAAUUGAAUUCUUAUGAGUGUACUUUGAUAUAUACUUUUUUCAAUAAAAUAAACAACUCUCAA
This is a messenger RNA of Gastrolobium bilobum, 584 nucleotides long. RefSeq names its product RING-H2 finger protein ATL48-like. The transcript has 2 exons. The coding region runs from base 162 to 410 and encodes 82 amino acids. The record is from RefSeq and is a predicted model, not a curated record. NCBI's taxonomy places the organism in Eukaryota, Viridiplantae, Streptophyta, Magnoliopsida, Fabales, Fabaceae.